AUGCUGGACGGACCCGUAGCGUCUACGAAGAGUCACCAUGUUCGGCAGCCGUCGACGAGGAAUCGUACUAAGCCUCCAAUGCCGGACAGGGACGAGCUGGAGAACAGAUUCAUUAAAGUUCUGACCGGACUUAUAUCCCGUCGGAUGAUUGGGAGGCGUGGUUACACUAAGCGGUCGCAGAGCACCCACCGGUCGCGGCUGCAUUCCUCGACACCUAUGCGUCUCGAACGCGCCGCGACCGAUCGAUGGCGGACGCAGGAUAGCCCCCCCGGUGAAGACUCCGAAGCAACAUUGUGGAUUGAAUCAGCGUGCAACAGUAUGCAGCACGUACGAUACGAUAUUGCUGCG
Messenger RNA from Iphiclides podalirius (scarce swallowtail), 348 nucleotides. The record is from the annotation of a GenBank genome assembly. Lineage: Eukaryota; Metazoa; Arthropoda; Insecta; Lepidoptera; Papilionidae.